Molecule: messenger RNA, 618 nt
Organism: Didymodactylos carnosus
Lineage: Eukaryota; Metazoa; Rotifera; Eurotatoria; Philodinida; Philodinidae
Source: the annotation of a GenBank genome assembly
AUGAACGAUACGACGAUCGUCCAAUUCCCAGCAGGCGAGUACUGGUUUGGUUCAUGGAGCGGAAUUCCUCGUUCAGAGCAAAUCUUAGAAAAAGAGCAAGUUUACUACCAAAAGGAAGUUCCUGUCGCCGCCACAGUUCUAAAUGAUGGAGAGAGAUGGGCUUGGACGGCAGUCUUAGACGAUAAUUUGAAUUGGCUUGCUAAGACAGAAGCAGAAUGUCAACACGGUAUUUUUCACAAAUCACUGGAGAACGGAAAAGAUUCGGGACCGCUCGAUGGGUCGUGGCAUACGUUUGACCAGCCUGUCCAAGUCACAAUAUUUCCAGGCGCUAAUGGAGAGAAGAAUUGUUUUUUUGCUCUACGUGUUGAAAAUACAAAUGGAUUUGUUUGGGGAGUAGACACGUCCGCAUUUCAUUGGGUUAUUGUAGAACCUCAAGAUGUUCGAAAUGACAAAGCAGGCAUACAACGAAUAGGAGAAAAACUUGGAGUUAAGAAGUGUAUCAAACAGUGUGAGAUUAUGAUUGAUCUUCACAAGCGUGGAUUUUAUCAUGAGCCAGAUCCUGCAAAAGAGAUACAAGAAAAUGAGCAGUAUAUUAAAUGGUUACAAGAGAAGUUGUGA